Molecule: messenger RNA, 2184 nt
Organism: Epinephelus lanceolatus (giant grouper)
Lineage: Eukaryota; Metazoa; Chordata; Actinopteri; Perciformes; Serranidae
Gene: pofut1
Product: protein O-fucosyltransferase 1
Biological process (GO): regulation of Notch signaling pathway; protein O-linked glycosylation via fucose; Notch signaling pathway
Cellular component (GO): endoplasmic reticulum
Molecular function (GO): peptide-O-fucosyltransferase activity
Source: RefSeq, a predicted model, not a curated record
AAUCACAAUGGCGGUUAAACAACAAGCACGUCAUGCCCUUACACUGACGUGUUUACUUUCAUCACUUCUACUCCAAACUUGUCGGACUUUUGCUGAAGAACUGACAUGGGAUCAGAAUGGCUACGUGUUGUACUGCCCGUGCAUGGGUCGCUUUGGAAACCAGGCAGAUCACUUCCUCGGAUCUCUGGCCUUUGCAAAGAUGUUGAACCGAACCCUGGCUGUCCCUCCCUGGAUAGUGUACCGCCACCACUCACCCCCUUACACCAAUGUCCAUGUUCCCUACAGUGAGUUCUUCCAGCUGGAGGCGUUGUCUGCCUACCACCGUGUGGUCAGUUUGGAGGACUUCAUGGAGAAGCUGGCACCCAAAUACUGGCCCUCAUCACAAAGGAAAGCCUACUGUUUUGAGACUGCGGCACAACGGAGUCCAGACAAGAAAUCAUGCCCCAUGAAGGAUGGGAACCCAUUUGGUCCAUUCUGGGACUAUGUCGGUGUGGAAUUUGAUAAGUCCGUUUUGUUUGGUGGCAUUUCUUUCAGUGCCCACCACCAUCCUCAGUGGAUGAAGAAGUUCCCUCCCUCUGAGCACCCUGUCCUGGCAUUGCCUGGUGCUCCUGCCCAGUUCCCAGUGAUAGAGGAGCAUGUGGGCCUGCAGCGCUAUGUGGUGUGGUCAGACAAGAUGGUAAAGGAGGGAGAAAAGCACAUUGCCACCCUGCUGACCAGGCCUUAUGUUAGCAUUCACUUGAGGAUUGGCAUUGACUGGCAAAAUGCCUGCAAAAUGCUGAAGAGUGGUGAAGCCGGGCCUCACUUCAUGGCCUCUCCUCAGUGUGUCGGCUACAACCGCCAGACAGCCUUGCCUCUCACCAUGAACAUGUGCCUUCCUGAUCUGGCAGAGAUCCGCAGAGCUGUCAAGCUGUGGGUGAAGAAGACCUCUGCCCGCUCUGUCUACAUUGCCACUGACUCAGAAUCACACAGUAGGGAUAUUGAAAAGCUCUUCAAGGGCAAGGUGAAAGUGGUGAGUCUUCAGCCAGACUCGGCCCAAAUGGACCUGUACAUCUUAGGUCAAGCUGACCACUUCAUCGGCAACUGUGUCUCCUCCUUUUCCGCCUUUGUGAAAAGAGAACGGGACAUCCAUGGCCUUCCAUCCUCCUUUUUUGGCAUGGACAAGCCUGGGAAGUUAAACCACAAAGAAGAACUCUGAGCACAAGGGUCACAUGGUCAUCUGUAUGCUAAUGCUAGUGGACUGUCAAGAGGAGGCGAGGGAGCAGAAAAAUAUUUACAUGUGAUGGUUCAUGAAGGCUGGUCCUAUUUUAGAAUAGGUUUUAAUCUGUGAGAAAGGAGGAAGGGCUUAUAAAAUAUAUUGUAGCAGGUCAGGUGGGUAAUGUGUGUAAUAUGAUAUGGAUAUUGCUGCUACCAACAAACACUAUUUUGUCUGUUCCUACUUUAAAAUCCUGUAUUUGUACAGUUGCGCUCAAGAUUUGGCUUCUACCUGCUUGUGUUUACUACUCGGAAACCAGUUUUUCUUUCCGUCAAGGAAAUACACCAUUUCCCUAACAUUUCUUUUAGCUGUUGCCAUAGUCUGUAGCUGCAACCAUGCUUUUUCCUUUGCAUCAGGAAACUGCACCGUUUUCCUAACAUUUCCUUUAGCUGCUGCCAUAGUCUGUAGCUGCAACCAUGCUUUGCAAUCCAGACAUGUUAGCAGGACCGCUGGUGACCUCAGUGAACCCUGGAAAGGACUGCAGUGCCAGCAAUCACAUUCUCCCUCUUCUCUUUCUCUCUCCACCUUUCCAUCCCUCCAUGUCUUUCCAGCUUGCUCUUUCCUUUCCUCUCUGCCCUCCAUUCCAAGGAGAGCACAGUAACUGAUCCUCCUGUACAUACUAAUUAUAGGGAGGAAAAAGGAGACAAGUCUUUCCACCUCUCAGUUUAUCAGGACCAAAAACUGAUGAAAUGUGUGGAACCCUGUACUGAAUGUUGUUCGGCAGUAUUGCUAUUCAGCGAAUGUGAACAAAAUGUUUCAAAGAUGUUUGGGGGAGAGAAGAGUUGAUUUGCACUGGUUGAAUUGAAUGCAAGCAGGGAUGUGUGGCUAGCUAAUUGUGUUCUUGUGUGUGAAAGCAGUGAAUGCGAUAAUUUUGAAGUGUUUUAUACAAUGUUUUUCACCAAUAAAAUGAUGCACACUAUUUUUUAAAGAAC